AUGCAGCUUAUUUGGUGGAAUUUGUUACUGCUUCACGCCUGGGCUGCUCCUGCGCCUGAGGCCAGUUUUCAAAAUGAUCUUCAGCAGCUAUUGCGGAUUCCAGCAGGUCAUCCCUUCAAUCCCAUCGCCCAACAGCCCAUAGUCAACCAUCCACCAUUUUCACCCGGUCAUCGCGAUCCGUAUGACCACAAAGUCGAUUCGGUGGGAGAUGAUCGACAGCCUCUACCAUUUCGAAAUGGGGAUGGCACGACGGUGAUGGGGCCGCGAAACAAAGAUCGCGAACGUCAGAAUCCCGAUCUGGUUCGGCCCCCCAGUACGGAUCAUGGCAGUAUGUCUAACAUGAGGUGGAGUUUCGCCGACUCUCACAUUCGAAUCGAGGAAGGAGGAUGGACUCGGCAAACCACUAUUCGCGAGUUACCCACCAGUCGUGAGCUGGCUGGCGUCAAUAUGCGUCUGGACCAGGGAGUCAUCCGCGAGUUGCACUGGCACACCGAGGCCGAAUGGGCCUACGUCCUCGCCGGAAAAGUGCGAGUCACAGCACUCGACACGGAGGGCGGCAGCUUCAUGGAUGACCUCGAGGCUGGAGAUUUGUGGUAUUUCCCUGCUGGGCACCCACACUCCCUUCAAGGGCUGGGUGAGAACGGGACAGAGUUCCUGUUGAUCUUUGAUAACGGACACUUCUCCGAAGAAUCCACGUUUAUUUUAACGGACUGGAUGGCGCAUACACCCAAGGCAGUUCUAGCAGAAAACUUCCGCAUUGCAGCCCAGAAAUUUGACAAGAUCCCCACCUCCGAGAAAUAUAUCUUCAAGGGGACUAACCCGGGUAGCAUCGAAGAUGAAAAACCGCGAGGUUUCAAGAAGUCCAGAAUUAAUUUUACUCACCAAAUGCACGAUCAAAAGCCCAUUGAAACAUCCGGCGGCCGUGUACGAAUCACCGACUCGUCGAUCUUCCCGAUCUCCAAAACCGUCUCCGCGGCGCAUCUUGAGAUCGCCCCGGGCGCUCUGCGCGAGAUGCACUGGCACCCCAACGCCGAUGAGUGGACGUAUUUCAAGAAAGGACGCGCCCGCGUGACCAUCUUCGCCGCCGAAGGGAAUGCGCGAACUUUCAACUACAUGGCUGGAGACGUGGGAAUUGUACCUCGUAACCACGGCCACUACGUCGAGAACCUCAGUGAUGACGAGCCGCUGGAGAUCCUGGAGAUCUUCCGGUCGGACGCGUUCCAGGAUUUCUCGUUGGCGCAGUGGCUUGGAAGAACGCCCCCUCGCAUGAUUGCUGAUCAUCUAUAUGCUUCGGACCCAGAACUAGCUGAGGAGUUCUUAAAGAAAAUUGAGGACUCAGAGAAAGACCCCAUCAAGGAUACUAUCUAG
Messenger RNA from Penicillium salamii, 1368 nucleotides. The record is from the annotation of a GenBank genome assembly. NCBI's taxonomy places the organism in Eukaryota, Fungi, Ascomycota, Eurotiomycetes, Eurotiales, Aspergillaceae.